Alligator sinensis (Chinese alligator) is the source of this 1755-nucleotide messenger RNA. RefSeq names its product S-phase kinase associated protein 1 (gene SKP1). Gene Ontology annotation, cellular component: nucleus; cytoplasm. Gene Ontology annotation, molecular function: cullin family protein binding. Gene Ontology annotation, biological process: SCF-dependent proteasomal ubiquitin-dependent protein catabolic process. NCBI's taxonomy places the organism in Eukaryota, Metazoa, Chordata, Crocodylia, Alligatoridae. The transcript has 6 exons. The coding region runs from base 808 to 1299 and encodes 163 amino acids. The record is from RefSeq and is a predicted model, not a curated record.
CGGAGCGAGCCGGUGGGGGUGGGGCCUGGUCCCCGCCCGCGGCUCUGCUUAGUCACCCCGGUCCGCGGGCUGCUCCUUUUGCCCGGCCCCGGCGGCCGCGGAAGCGCAGCCCUGGUCUGAAGGGACGGACAGGCUCAGCCCCCGGGUCGUUCAAGGGGGGACCGUGCAGCCCUGUCGAGAGGCCGCGGGGACCUCUCCGGCCUCCGACCCCCCCGGCUCCUCGCGUCCCGCGUGGCCCGUCGCACCCGGCCGAGCCGUGGGCGUGAGCGCGUGGGGGAGGGGAGGGGAGCCUUUCCCGGGCGCGCGCGGGUCCGCGGGCAGGGAAAACCUCGCUCGACGCGCUCCGGCUCGCACCGAGGACUAGUGCAUUUGGGGCGAAAACCGCGCUGGGUUAUGAGCAUCUCGCUCUCUUUCCCGAGCAAACGCAGGGCUUGGGGCGCCGGUAGGUGGGAAACGCAGGGAUGAAAUAGCCGUGGUGCAUUGGGGAUGGGCUGCGGUGUUUUUAAGUCCCACACCUGUCUGUCUAUCUUUGAGGCAAAACAAAACCUCUGUUAGAUAAUCGAGGUAAAACAACUGGCUUAAAUUUCCUUGAUCUGGAGUUUAAGUGGCCGCCUGCGCAAUACAAACCGAGCCUAAACCUAUCACAGUCCAAAAACAAACCAACGGAAAAACCCUCAUAAAAUUGGGGAUGAGCCUCGAUUGCAAGUUGUCUUGGCUGUUCGAAGUCUUAUUUUACCUAGCGGUUGGGAAGGUAGACUUGUACUUGAGCAAACUCAGCUUCUCACUGCAGGAUUGGACCUCUUGGUGAUGCCUUCAAUUAAACUUCAGAGUUCAGAUGGAGAGAUUUUUGAAGUUGAUGUUGAAAUUGCAAAGCAAUCUGUAACUAUCAAGACUAUGUUGGAAGAUUUGGGAAUGGAUGAUGAAGGAGACGAUGACCCAGUUCCUCUUCCAAAUGUUAAUGCAGCUAUAUUAAAAAAGGUGAUCCAGUGGUGCACCCACCACAAAGAUGAUCCUCCUCCUCCUGAGGAUGAUGAGAACAAAGAGAAAAGAACAGAUGAUAUCCCUGUGUGGGACCAAGAAUUCCUGAAGGUAGACCAAGGAACACUCUUUGAACUUAUCCUGGCUGCAAACUAUUUGGACAUCAAAGGCUUGCUUGACGUCACAUGCAAGACUGUUGCAAACAUGAUUAAAGGGAAAACUCCAGAAGAAAUUCGUAAGACAUUCAAUAUCAAGAAUGACUUCACUGAGGAGGAAGAGGCACAGGUACGCAAAGAGAACCAGUGGUGUGAAGAGAAGUGAAGUUUUGUGCCCGACACUCUUAACACUGUAAGGAUUGUUCCAAAUACUAGUUGCACUGCUCUGUUCAUAAUUGUUAAUAUUAAGACAAAUGCAGCAGUAAACGAAGUCACGUUAGCAGGAUAUUGUUCCUUUGCAUGUGUAGUGGUUUUUGAGUACCAAUUUAAACCCUGAGUUUUUACCAGUGUAAUCGGAUGUCUUUUAUGUUACUAUGAAUAAAACUGAACUAAGUGUGGGUUCUGUAUGGAAAGUAGCAUUCCGGGCUAUCACCUUUCAUUUACCAUUAAUUGUUUGUGCCCAGCUACAGUGUUAUAUUAUUGCUUAUUUGACAUCUGACAUCCUUCAGCUCCACCAUUGUAAAUAAAACCACAGCAAAAAUUUCUGAAAUAGCUAACUUUUUCAUUUUAAUUCCUGGGAUAUUAAUGGCUUUAAAGAAUUAAAGGGUUUCUUGAGGAAGCA